ACAGCAAGCACAGCACAGCAGAGCAGAGACAGGCCAAUCACCACCAAGAUGUCCAACGCCACCGAGAGCCAUCUCUGGGCCACCUAUACUACCACUGCCAACCCCAACAACAUCCUCAACACCACCACCACCACCACCACCACCACCACCACCACCACCAAUGCCUGGUUCUCCACCUCAGAUAUCUCCACCACCGGGAACAGCACGUGGUGGAACACCUCCACCUCCACCUCCUCUGAGGUCUCCCUGAAGCUGCCCGCUUGCCACCACCACUCCUCCUCCUCCUCCUCCUCCUCCUCCUCCUCCAGUCUGCUCCUGCAGCCCCUGUGGGACCACCUCCUCCUGCACCACUUCUCCCUGGUCUCCUCUCCCUUCUUCCCCGUGCUGCUGGCCUUCUCCGGCUACCUCCUCUUCAGCCUCCCGUUCGCCGCCUUCGACCUGCUGGGCGAGGAGAGGCUCCCCGCCGUCCACCGCUACAAGAUCCAGCGCGACCGGCGGCCCACGCUGCGCAUGAUGCUGCGGAGCCUGGGCACGGCCGUCUACAACCACCUGGUGUUCGUGCUGCCGCUGGUCGUCAUCCACGGGCUGCUGGUGCCGCCGCCUGCCCUGCCUCUCCACGCCCCCACCGUGUGGCAGGUGUUCAGCGGGGCGCUGGGCGCCCUCCUGGUCUUCGACGCCCAGUACUUCAUCUGGCACGUGGUGCACCACCGCAACCCGCACCUGUACAGGUGGGUGCACGCCGUCCACCACGAGUACUACUCGCCCUUCUCCUGGUCAACGCAGCAGCUGAGCGCCGCCGAGCUCAUGUCCAUCGGGUUCUGGAGCAGCGUGGACCCCGUCCUGCUCGGGCUGCACCCGCUCACCGCCUGGCUGCUCACGCUCUUCAGCGUCUGGCUGUCGGUGGAGGACCACGUCGGCUACGACCUGCCUUGCGCUCUGCACCGCCUGGUGCCGCUCGGGCUGCUGGGAGGAGCGCCGGCGCACGACAUGCACCACCAGAGGCCAGCCACCAACUUUGCGCCGUUCUUCAGCCACUGGGACAAGCUGCUCGGCACAGAGGCGCACCUGGAGGAGAAGGUGAUCACCACCAACACCACAGACAAACUGGGGGAGAGCGAUCAUGCUGCAAGGGUGGGCAAACACUAACUCGAGCUGCACGCCAUGUAAAUAUGUUGAGUUUAUUUUGUUUUUUAUUUGUGUGAAAUGGAAUGAGUGGAUUUUUUGUUGAAUGGCAUGGAAUGGAAUGAAUGUAGUAAAGUGUGAGUGAAAUGUUUCAAAAUAAGCUAUUUUUGUAUGGAAUGAAAAUAUAUUGCCCCACUUUUCUGUAUUUCUUAUGUGAACUGUGUUCAUAUGUGUGGAAUUAUCAACAACUUUUAAAUGAUGAA
Messenger RNA from Engraulis encrasicolus (European anchovy), 1385 nucleotides. It is a transcript of the gene ch25hl1.1, whose product is annotated as cholesterol 25-hydroxylase like 1, tandem duplicate 1. Gene Ontology annotation, molecular function: steroid hydroxylase activity; C-4 methylsterol oxidase activity; iron ion binding. The record is from RefSeq and is a predicted model, not a curated record. Gene Ontology annotation, cellular component: endoplasmic reticulum membrane. The transcript has a single exon. Lineage: Eukaryota; Metazoa; Chordata; Actinopteri; Clupeiformes; Engraulidae. Gene Ontology annotation, biological process: sterol biosynthetic process; cholesterol metabolic process. Bases 49 to 1146 code for a protein of 365 amino acids.